AAUUCCAAUAUGGCAACCGUGGUGAAGUCUGCAUGAGCCCGUGUCUCAAAAAUGUUUUGAAUUUGUUGAGUCAGACGUGACGAGUCGUCGACAAUUUCAUUCUAGGUCAGUAAUGUGUAUCUAAGUUUUGUUAUUGUGAUUUAUAUCGCGUUCGGUUAAAAUACGACUAGAAAAUAAAUUCGCGUUCCCGUGUUAAAUUAAAGGGACAUUUAUUCCAUUAUUAUUCGGUAAGAUAAGCAAAAAUCGUUUUGACUCGGAACUGGUUUUUAUUUGUGAGGUCAAAUUGUCGAGGUUUUUUUUUGUUUUGAAAUAUUGCAAAAAAGGGUGUGCCUGGUGUAAAGUACCAGCCACGAAGUUUGUGGUGCACAUAGGCACACGUAGGCUAGUAGACUAGAGUUGGCUCUUACAUAUUUAAAAGGGAUUCGAGAUCCAGCGAGGUGAACUCCUGGAGCGGCGGCGCCUUCAACGAUGGGUAAACAGAACAGCAAACUCAAGCCAGAAGUGCUGGAAGAUCUUAAACAAAACACCGAGUUUUCAGAUGCAGAGAUACAGGAAUGGUACAAAGGAUUCCUGAAAGAUUGUCCAAGUGGACACUUGAGUGUUGAGGAAUUCAAGAAAAUAUAUGGGAAUUUUUUCCCUUAUGGUGACGCAUCGAAGUUUGCAGAACAUGUCUUUAGGACGUUUGACGCUAAUGGUGAUGGCACCAUCGAUUUCCGGGAGUUCCUUUGCGCCCUUAGCGUUACUUCACGGGGAAAGUUGGAACAGAAACUGAAGUGGGCCUUCAGUAUGUACGAUCUCGAUGGCAAUGGUUACAUUUCACGUCAAGAAAUGCUCGAAAUCGUCACGGCGAUCUACAAAAUGGUUGGCACUGUGAUGAAAAUGCCAGAGGACGAAUCGACGCCAGAAAAAAGGACGGAUAAGAUCUUCCGGCAAAUGGACAAGAAUAAGGACGGAAAGUUGUCAUUGGAAGAAUUCAUUGAGGGCGCAAAAAGCGAUCCCUCUAUAGUGCGACUGUUGCAGUGUGACCCUAGUGCACAAGCCCAGUGAGACCCUGGGCAACCGAAUGUUAUGCCAUGAGCGAUUCCACAUCGAUAUCCGGUUUAAUGAUGCUUAUUCUGAUCCAAGAAAUUCCAGACGUGACUGCAGAAGAAUUUGAUUCUAGCUCUAGUCCUCCAGUGCCACAACGAUCAAAAGAGAGAGAUCUCAAGAACGCUGUUGAUCUGCAUUUCUGUAAUCCAAAACCACCGUGCACUAUUCAGACACACACAAGAGCUUAACAUUCCUGCAAGAGGGUAUUUCUCUGAUCUUGUACGUUUCAUUUUUUUCUGAAAAUUUUCCAAUUUAUUUUUUAAAUACUUAGAAUUUAAAGUUCCUACCUCUCGAUAAUAGAAAUUUGUCCUCCAAGAUGAGAUCGUGUUCUUAAAUUGAUUGAAAAUGCUGAAGAUAAUCACUAGCCAUAGUGGCAGGUUCGUUAAGCUGGUCGUCAAUUUGAUCAACAACGUCCUUGUAAUUAUAGUUGAAGUUUUCAUUAUUGGAUACAAACUUCGUGUUAAAGACUGCCACAGGUCUCGAUGAAUGACUCGAUUUUGAAUUUUCACUGAUCACUGAAUUUUAAAAAAUAUUCUGGAUUGCUGGAAAUUCUUCUGGAAUCACAAGCAGAAUUUCUGGAUCAAGAA
This is a messenger RNA of Leptopilina heterotoma, 1676 nucleotides long. RefSeq names its product neurocalcin homolog (gene Nca). Gene Ontology annotation, molecular function: calcium ion binding. The transcript has 5 exons. Bases 469 to 1047 code for a protein of 192 amino acids. NCBI's taxonomy places the organism in Eukaryota, Metazoa, Arthropoda, Insecta, Hymenoptera, Figitidae. The record is from RefSeq and is a predicted model, not a curated record.